This is a messenger RNA of Mesoplodon densirostris (Blainville's beaked whale), 789 nucleotides long. It is a transcript of the gene POMC, whose product is annotated as proopiomelanocortin. The coding region runs from base 1 to 789 and encodes 262 amino acids. Gene Ontology annotation, molecular function: hormone activity. The record is from RefSeq and is a predicted model, not a curated record. NCBI's taxonomy places the organism in Eukaryota, Metazoa, Chordata, Mammalia, Artiodactyla, Ziphiidae. Gene Ontology annotation, cellular component: extracellular region. The transcript is spliced from 2 exons.
AUGCCGAGAUUGCACAGCACUUGUUCGGGCGUCCUGCUGCUGGCCUUGCUGCUUCAGGCCUCCAUGGAAGUGCGUGGUUGGUGCCUGGAGAGCAGCCAGUGUCAGGACCUCACCACGGAAAGUAACCUGCUGGCGUGCAUCCGGGCCUGCAAGCCAGAACUCUCGGCCGAGACGCCCGUCUUCCCCGGCAACGGCGACGAGCAGCCGCUGACCGAGAACCCCCGGAAGUACGUCAUGAGCCACUUCCGCUGGGAUCGGUUUGGCCGCCGGAACAGCAGCAGCGGCGGCGGCGGCGCGGCCCAGAAGCGCGAGGAGGAGGGGGGGCCGGGGGGCGAAGGCCCGGGGCCCCGCGGCGAUGGCGCCGAGCCGGGCCCGCGCGAGGACAAGCGCUCCUACUCCAUGGAGCACUUCCGCUGGGGCAAGCCGGUGGGCAAGAAGCGGCGCCCCGUGAAGGUGUACCCCAACGGCGCCGAGGACGAGUCGGCCGAGGCCUUCCCCCUUGAGUUCAAAAGGGAGCUGGCCGGGGAGCGGCCCGAGCCGGCGCGCGGCCCCGAGGCCCCGGCCGAGGGCGCGGCCGCCCGGGCCGAGCUGGAGUAUGGCCUGGUGGCGGAGGCCGAGGCGGCCGAGAAGAAGGACGAGGGCCCGUAUAAGAUGGAGCACUUCCGCUGGGGCAGCCCGCCCAAGGACAAGCGCUACGGCGGCUUCAUGACCUCCGAGAAGAGCCAGAAGCCCCUGGUCACGCUGUUCAAAAACGCCAUCAUCAAGAACGCCCACAAGAAGGGCCAGUGA